AUGAGGCCCUUUACGCCACUUCGUGGCAAUACACAGACAAUAUUGUACACACCCGUUAGAGACAAGUAUUCCAUUUUGAUGGAAGAUGAUAAACUCCGGGUUGGUGCUAGCAGUAUGCAAGGAUGGAGAAGUACAAUGGAGGAUGCUCAUACUAUUCAUCUUUCUUUACCAAGAUUACCAUCUCAUAUGGCUGCUGAAGAUGGAGCUUUGGCAGCAGUUUUUGAUGGACAUUGUGGAAGUAAAAUGUCUCAAACUGCCGCUACGCACAUCUUGGAGUGGAUUACAUCGAUGGAUUCAUUUAAAGAAGGAAAUAUAGUAAAAGCUAUUCGUGACGGGUUUAUUGCAGGAGAUGCGGCAAUGUUGAAAAGUUCACCACAUGAACCUAGUGGAUCUACAGGAAAUUGCGUGAUAUUAGUUCAAAAUCAUCUUUACUGUGGUAACGUUGGUGAUUCUCGUGCAGUGUUAUGUAGAGAUGGCAUUGCUUUUGCAUUAAGUGAAGAUCACAAACCAAAUUUACCGAAAGAAAUGGAACGCAUUAUGAAAGCUGGGGGGCAUGUUCAAAAUGGUCGUGUAAAUGGUAUAUUGUCAUUAAGUCGUGCUUUUGGUGAUUUUGCAUUCAAAUGUGGCGAUUUACCUCCUGAAGAACAAGCAGUAACUGUAAAUCCUGAUGUAGCUCAUAUUGAAUUAACUCCACAAGAUGAAUUUGUAAUUAUUGCCUGUGAUGGUAUAUGGGACAUAGUAUCCAGUCAAAAAGCUGUUGAUAUUGUUCGAAAUGAAGUAGCAGAGCAUAGUGACCUCUCCUUAGCUUGUGAGCGGUUAAUGGAUACUUGCUUAUCGAGGGUAUCAACUGGGGCAGGAACGGACAAUAUGACUGUUAUUAUUCUUCAGUUUAAAAGUCUUUUUUUGAAAAAAGUAGAAUGCAAAUUUGGUACCGCCCCUAGAUCUACCUUAACCUAA
Molecule: messenger RNA, 957 nt
Organism: Trypanosoma theileri
Lineage: Eukaryota; Euglenozoa; Kinetoplastea; Trypanosomatida; Trypanosomatidae
Product: putative protein phosphatase 2C
Exons: 1
Coding region: 1-957 (318 amino acids)
Biological process (GO): protein dephosphorylation
Molecular function (GO): protein serine/threonine phosphatase activity
Source: RefSeq, a predicted model, not a curated record